Molecule: messenger RNA, 951 nt
Organism: Drepanopeziza brunnea f. sp. 'multigermtubi' MB_m1
Lineage: Eukaryota; Fungi; Ascomycota; Leotiomycetes; Helotiales; Drepanopezizaceae
Source: RefSeq, a predicted model, not a curated record
AUGAGCCGGCCGUUCAACGGGGAUCUUAGUGACUUGAUCGCGCGGGGAUGGAAGAGUUACAAAGUGCUGUCACAAGCGCCCGAGCAACUUAGGCCUCUAUGCGAAGCCGUGGCCUUCUUCGUCGAUAUCCUACGCAUGGCACAUGAUGCUAUUCAAGAAAACGUAAACCAACUGUCAGCUUCCGAUCGAUGGUUGAUCAACAGCCAAAAGGAAGCUAUCAGUAUGGCGUUUGAUCAGUUGGAAACUGCGUUUGCAGGUUUGAGAUCGGGUCAAUCGGGUAUCGCGACAAUUGCUACUAUGGAGGGCAAGUUCAUGGCCCAGUCAAAUCAGCUUUCGUCAUUCUUGGAACUCCUGCAAGGUUAUUCAAGAGAAAAGAUCUCGACCGCCCUAGCCAGUAUUCCAGGCAUUGAGUCAGUUGCGUCAGAUUGGGACGCUUUGCAGGUAGAGCUUGAGAGGGUCGGUAUUUCCAAAGAAUUGGCUCGAGGAAACUUUUUCCUCAUCGAUCAAUAUCUGAAGGAGAAUGUAUCGAGCGUCAAUCGAGUGGUCGAAGUUCAUGAGCUUGGGGUCGAGAUAGGCGGAGUCGUCGCACCAGUUCACAUAGAUGAAGACGACCCACCACCCGACUACACGCCGGGAUCGAAACAGGGGACUAAUGAAGAGAAGGGUCAGUCUCUGGAGCGAACCAAUAUGGUCGUGAAUCACAGUGAUCCAGAAGCAGCCAUGGCAACAUCGUCCAAGUCUCCACCUGCAUACGAAUUCGAGGAAGGUCAAGACGAGACUCUGGAUCAAGAUUACGCAAAGUACGUCAAGGAAGCCAUCGAAAACGAGGCCGGUGGAUUUGCAGGAAGCAGUAGGAGUCCGAGUCACCGCUCUGGGACAUUGGCGGGCCCGUUGAUUGCCGCUGAAUCUUCGAAUUCGCAGGGCGGAUCGGUAUCGUCCAACCAAAUAUGA